AUGAGCAAUACAGAUGAUUAGGAGACUGCUAUAAUAAAGGCUUUUAAUGCAAGCAUAGAAUUUAUUUUAGAUAAAGAUAAAAAAACAAAGCAUAGAUUUUAGUAGUUAGUGGAUGUUUAUAAACAAAUCAGGGAUGAAGGAGAGCAAUAAAAUACUAGCAAGGAUGAAUAAGCAGAUAGUCAGAAUUAGUAAAAUCAACACUCAAGCAACCAGCCAGUUAAUUAGUCAUAGUUGAAUUAGUCAGCUAAUAACUCAUCAGGAGUGCUUAAUAUUAACGGAAUAUCUAUGAUGAAAUUGCAGCAUAGAAUAAUAAAGAAUAUCAAACUCAAUCAUAUAUGGCACUAGUCCUUGAAUCAAAAUUACAGGGUCGUUUAUGAACUGAUUUAAGAUCAUCUUAAUAAAAUUAAUCCAGGCUUUUUUUAAAAGCUAAUUAAUCAGAAUAAUUAAUGUAGAGAUAUCCUUUAAACAUUAAAGUUACUAUAUUUUUUCUUUGACAGUUUAGAAAAUGUAAAUAUUCAAGAAUUAUUGAAAGGAGUCUUUCGCUUGCAAAUCAUUCAAACCAUUUACUGCUGUCUCGAUUAUUAAAAUAAAGAAGAAGCAAGAAUUUUAGGUUUUAUUCUCCUUUUUAAGAUUAUUUCUAGCUAUGAUUUCAAUCAGCUAUUUAGGCUACAAGAACUAUCCGUUCUUACGCUAUUCAAUUAUAUAAUAGAUUUUUAGUCAUUUAGCAAACCAUACUCUUAAAACUCUAUUAAAGAUGUCUGCGUUUUUAACAGUCCGAGCAAUGGAAUGCCUGUUUGGACAAAUUAUAUUAAAGAUGUAAGCCACGAAAAAUCAGAAAAGCAAUAUCUAGAUGAAAUAUGGAAAUACAUGCAAUUGGAUGUUAAAAAUGUGAGAAAGUGGUUGCUUAUAUUUUCUUAGACAUGGUUUUAACUUUGUUUUGAUAAAAGUUACCUUAAAUGGUCCGAAGAAUAUUUUAAGAGAUAAGAUACUGUUACCAAGCAAUAUUAAAUGAUCUAUGGUUUAUCUACUGAUUAAAUUUUACUAGACUAAAAUACUAAAAUAAAUUUAACAUCAAGCUUUCUUAAAUAAAUCAACUUUUUCUUUGUUAUUCUUAGCACUAAUAAGAAGGAAAAGUAAAAAGAAAGAAGAAGCACAGCAGUUAUUGCAGAUUUAAGACACAAAUUACUUAGUGAAAAAGAGUAUAUGCACUAUAUAGAUCUCCUACACAGCUAUUUUGACAAAGAAGAAUAUUAUAAAAUAGCAAAUGAUAUAAUAAGUACUUUUUCUGAUCAAAUGGCCAAUUUUGGAGAUCUUUUUCCUGUUUAUUAUGAAAAUGACAACAUUGUCUUAAUAUCUUCUAUUCUAAUGAAAAUCGAAGAGAGUAUAAUACAUGAGAUGACUAUCAGACAAAAUCAUUAGAAAAAGAAAUAAAAUUUUAAAAAGGAAAAUUAUUAAGAAUCCCAUCUUUAAAGUCAUACUAAGAUUACUCCAAAAAGAGCAGAAAUUUACAUAAACUGUUUAUAAAAGUUAAAUCAUGAUCAAAUACGCUCUACUCCUUACUUCAAAACAUUCUGCACAAAAGUUAUUAAAAUAGGAGAGGACUUAUUAAAUGAAUGGAUGUAAAAUAAAGACUAGGACUAAGAAUAAAACUCUAAAGUGCUGAUUGACUUGUUUUUCCUCUUGAUGAGUUAUUAGGAAAGAAUCUUUUUAGCAUAGCUUGAAAAAUCAUUCAGAAAAGAAGAUUCUCAUAAGCUGUUGGAAGAGAAUAAGCUAAACAGCGAAGAUAUCAUUCUCUUGAGAGAGAAAAUGCAUCAAAUGUCAAUUGAAUUAUUAAACAGAUACAACGUUUUAAAAAAUUUAAGUGACUAUGUUAAAAAUAUUGCUUUUAAAUUUAUUGAUACACUCUAUUCUUAAGAGAAUUUAGAUAUAUUUUAAGGAGAAGUUGUUUAUUUAGGAAAUGUUUUGAAAAAGGAAAAUUAGCCAUAUUAGUUAGAAAAUACUUUACAAAUGAUUUUAGAUGUAAUUAAAAUAAGGCAAAAACUUUAGAAAGAGUAAAGAUAAAGUGAAAGUGUCAACAAUUAAAUAAAUUUACAUACAAUGGUUGUGAAGGAGAGAAAUUUAUCUUAAUCUCAAAAAAGUUCUGCUUCAAUAGAAUCAGAAAAUAAUUCUAAUCCUCUAUAAAAAAUUAAUUAUUCAAAUAUAGAGCCUCAAUACAAAGAAAAGCAAGAUUAAAAAAUACUGUAAGGAGUUUUAAAAAAUUAUCUAAACAUGGGAAAAUUACUUAAUAUGGAAGAUGUUAUUCUACUUGAUGAGUAUAUAGGUAAUUACAGUGAGACAAAUACAGAAAAUAAACAGGAAGGCACAAAUCCUAGGAAUAAUAACCAAUAAAACUUGUCCUUUAAUAGGAAACGAGAUAAUUCAAAUUAACAAAACCUUCCAAAAUCGGAUUUUUCAGAGGUUGAACAAAGCGAAUAAAAUUCUAACAGCAGCUUCGUAUUUGUGAAUGCAAGCAAUGAAAACAGUGAAACUUUAUUUGCCUAAAAAAAGAAUAUUUAAUUUAGUGAAUAAAUCAAUAAUGUUUUGUAGUAAGAAGGAAAUAACUCUGAUAGUAAUGAAGGGAGCGAUUUUUUUCGCUUAGGCAGCUAAUUCUUGACAAAAUAAGAAAUUGAUAGAAAUAUAUCAAGGUUCAUUCAUUCAAAAAAAAGUGAAGCAGAGGAAUCUAACGAUAUAUUGGAGGGUGCUUUAAGCUGUUCGAAAGAAGAGUCACUAAAUUCUUCUCCAAAGAAAAACAAAUCAUAGAAUUCAAAAGAAAAAGGAUAAACUUCUAAAAUAAAUGAUUUGAAAAAUCGAAGAUCAUCUUUGUAUUUAAAAGAUGAAUAACAAAAUAAAUUAGAGUAUCUUGUUAUUUAAUUCAAUAAUUUGAUGUAUAAAAUAGAUAUAAUUUGUAAUAACUCAAAUUUCGUAGAUUUAUAAAAUCAGAACUUAUCAUGUAAAUAUACUCAGUAAAUAAUCUAUUGCUUCUUGACUCCUCACUAGAGCUAAAAGCAUUCUAAUUUCUUAAAUACUAGUUAAAGUCAAGCUUCUAGUUCUUUUAAUAUCUAAAAUAAAUAAAAACAAUCAUAAAUAAUAAGAUAUCCUCCAUCAAUAAAUACUUUAUUUUUUAUAUUUUACAGUUAUUUAAAUAUACAAAGUAAGUUAGAAACUUAUUAGAUCUUGUAAGAUUUAGGUAACAAGCAAUCAAAAAUAUAAAAAUUUGCUACAAUCACAAAUACAGCUUUUAUUAUGAAAUCCUUUUUUCAAAUAUACAACAAAGCUCAUUCUUAACAAAACGAAACCUUAGGAGAGAUAGUUAAUCAAUGGGAAUAACUCUUUAAUUAUUGUCUUAACGAAGACACAGAUCCAAUCUUUAGCGUGGCAGCAAUUGUAGUGAAUAAAGAUAUUUUUUCAACUUAUCCUGAAUUAAUGAAACAUCACAGCUUGAUUCAUAAAUUUUUAGAGAAAUCAAAGUAAAUUUUAGGAUAUUUGAUAGACCCUGUUUCAGCACCUGAAGAUUUUAGUUAUAUGCUAGCUAUAUUUCUAGCUGGUUAAGAUUUUAAUACUGCUUGCCAUUCUUCUUCAUUUAUCAUUUCGUCUCUUUCUUCUAUAUUUCCUUCCUCUUCAAAUUAACAUAGUUAAAUACUUCUUUAAAAUUAUUUGUUGGAAUCAACAACUAUUUGGAACCAUUCUGCAAUUAAUGAUGAAUUCAGUAAAUAAAGUCGAUCAAUAGUUAUUAGGUCAAUAAUUAUCUUGUUAAAAAAUUUGUAUUAAAUUUAAGAGAUAAAGAAAACAUCAUUUCCACUUAUUAAUUAUUUCAUCACUACUCUAGUAAACCACUUUAUUUCGCUAUUUUAACCUAAUAUCAAUAUUGAAACUCUCUUUACAAUCGAUGUGAUAUUUCAUUUAUAAUCUCUCUUUUUUACAGUUCUUUUAGAUUAGCUCCAAAAUCAAGAAAUAAAACUGCUUAUAUGGGAUUUCAUCUUAAAAAAUAUUAAUUCUUAAUACAAUUCAUGUAAAUAAAUCUAAUACCACUCCAUAUAAUUUAUAAACUCGUUCGCUCUUGCUGAUUAAAUGUCAUUAAUACAAAAAACUACCAUAAACAGGAUUAUGAGAACUAUAACACAAAUUUUAUAAGAAAAAGUGUAAAAGGAUGUAUUAGUUUCUAGAUAGCUUCUUCAUUGUUUGCAGAACUGGAUUUUCAAUUUUAGAUAUUUUGAAAUUAACUGCAGAAAACAUUUUAAAGAUGCAAAAAGGUUUUUAGAAAAUUUAAUUAAGGCUUUACAUAAUAUAUCUUAAAUUAGUGACUUAUAGUAUGAUGUAUAAUUCUUUUUGUCAUAGUUGAUGAAAAAUUACCUUGAUUAAAGGUAAGAUGAUAUGUUUAGCUUUUAACUUGAAGAUUUAGUUGAGCCUUAAAGUGAUUUGCUUAGCCUAAAGAGUCGCGAAUCUGUUUAUCAUACUAUUAGCUGCCAUGAAUCAAUGAAGCAAUAGCAAAAAAUAAUUUUUGAAAUUUCUAAAAUAGAAAAAGAUGUUCUCAAGUAAAAAACGCAUUAAGCAACUUCUUUUGACUGCAGUGCAUAGAGCCAAUUAAAUAACUCAAGCGUUUUAAAAAAGAGUUAACAAAAUCAAGGAGUUGUAUCAUAAAUUAAAAAAUACAUAAAAAAGAACAGUAACCAUUAAUUUUAAGAUAUCAGCGAAUAUAUACCUGAAUUUAUAGAAAACAAGUAUUUAAGCUUUUGUUUAGAUAGUGAGAAACUUGUUUCUUUUUUACUUGAUAGCAAAUCCUAAAUAUAUGCAAUUAUCAGGGACCUUAAUGGAAAAUUUAUUUGGAAAGUAAGAGAAAAAUUAGUUGAAUCUCCUCUUUAAAAAGCUUUGAGAUCAAACGAUAAGUUAGAUGAUAAUUAAAUAAAUCUAAAUCAAUAAUAAAAUCAUUUUACACAAUAAAUAAAUUUAAACAAUCAUAAUGAAUUAGCCUAAAAGUAAAGUAAAUCAGAAAUUAAAGAUAAAAAGCCCUAACCAAAUAAUUAAAACUUGACUUAAUAUUUAUAAGAAACUCACAAGUCAGAAGGAAGUUUGAUACAUAUGAUUAAAAAUCCACCUAUUAAUUGUGAAGAAAAACGUAAAGUAAGUAAAGAAAUUCCUAAACAAACUAAAAAUGAUUAAUUAUCAAAAAUAAUUGAAUAAAUAAUCUACUUUAUUCACGAACAAAUUGUUUAAACUGAAAAUGAAAGCUAAUUUGGUGAUGAUGAUGAUCAAGAGUAAGAAGAAGAAAAUAUGCCUAGAAGCCCUUAAAAGAAUGGAAACUUUAAUAAAUAAUUUACUUUAGCAAAUAAACAUGACCCAGUUUAUCAAGAAACUGUAACAAGAAGUUUAAAGUCUUUCAUUUAAGAAGUUCCUUUCAUGAUAAAAGAUAAUAAUAAAUGCAAUUUUAUAGAUCAUCAAUAGGAUUCUUAUUUAAACAUAAUAAGCUAGAUUGAUUAAUAUUCAACAAGCGACAAGGUUAAAAUUGGGGUCUUAUUCAUGGGUAAGGACUAAGAUAAUGAAUAAUAAAUAUUAUAAGCUUAAUGUGGUAGCUAAAGAUAUGAGAGAUUCUUAGAAAAUCUAGGUGAAAAAGUGAAAUUGAGUGAGCAUUAGGGCUUUUUAGGAGGAUUAAGUCCAGAUAGAGACGGUGAAUACACAAUAUAUAAUCAUUUUUAUAACUGUGAGGUAGUUUACCAUGUAGUCACUAUGAUGCCAAUAAAAAAUAAAGAAGAUAAGCAAUUUGUAUCUAAGAAAAGACAUAUUGGAAACGAUUUUGUAAAUAUCAUCUGGUGUGAAAAUAUCAGAAAAUACUAGUAAUACAUCAUACCAAGUUAGCUGACUACAGCAUAUAUAGUAAUACACCCUUUGACUAAUAAUUACUAUAGAAUUAAUCUUAUAAGAAAGGAUAAAUUAGGAGAUUUCUUCUUUCCUUGGAUAGAUAAAUCAGUUAUUCAUGAGUAAUUCUUAGAUACUUUAGUAAAGAUAGUAUCUCUUUAAGCAAGUUAUUGCGUUCAGCAGUAUUAAGCAAGAUAUCACCAAAAUCUACCUUAAAAUAUAUUACGUCCUUAUAAGUCUCGUUAAAGUUUGAUAUUUUAGAUACAAGAACAGCUUUCUAUCCCAUAAAAAAGCAACAUUCCAAUUUCAGAAUUAUUUUCAAUAAAUUAGCCUUAACCAUAUAUAGGGAAUACAAAUUAAAAUUAAAACUAAAAAAAUACUAACUCCAUAAUACAGAAUUAAUCUUAAAUUAAAGUAUCUAGCAAUACAAAUAUCUCAAAUAAUAUUGCUAAUCGUUUAAAAAUUUGA
Messenger RNA from Tetrahymena thermophila SB210, 6357 nucleotides. RefSeq names its product Rap/ran-GAP protein. NCBI's taxonomy places the organism in Eukaryota, Ciliophora, Oligohymenophorea, Hymenostomatida, Tetrahymenidae. The record is from RefSeq and is a predicted model, not a curated record. Gene Ontology annotation, molecular function: GTPase activator activity. The transcript is spliced from 13 exons. Gene Ontology annotation, biological process: positive regulation of GTPase activity; regulation of small GTPase mediated signal transduction. Gene Ontology annotation, cellular component: nucleus; cytoplasm.